This is a messenger RNA of Candida dubliniensis CD36, 627 nucleotides long. RefSeq lists its product as uncharacterized. NCBI's taxonomy places the organism in Eukaryota, Fungi, Ascomycota, Pichiomycetes, Serinales, Debaryomycetaceae. Gene Ontology annotation, biological process: cristae formation. The transcript has a single exon. The coding region runs from base 1 to 627 and encodes 208 amino acids. The record is from RefSeq and is a predicted model, not a curated record. Gene Ontology annotation, cellular component: MICOS complex; mitochondrial crista junction.
AUGGUUAAACGUUCAUUUUAUGAAGAUGAUGAAUAUAUAAUAAACAAACCUGGUACCAUAACUGCCAUAACUCCAGAAUUGGCAGAACAAGAAUCAAUUCAUGGUCAAGCAACGUUUAUUAAUGGGAUGGUAAUUAGAUCAACACCAAUUUUAGAGAAAUAUGCCAAUUCAAUUAGACAUUAUUUACAUAAUAAAUUAUCAAUUUGGACUGCUGAAUUAAAUACUCAAACUCUGGCUUUUAAAAAUGAAUUAACUACUAUAAAUUCAGAAAUUAAUUCAUUAAUUUAUGAACCAAUAUUACCUAAUUUAAUUUAUAUUUUAACUAUGACAUUAACUGGGAGUAUAUUUGUUAGACAAAGAAAUAUUGUUAUAAGAUUUAUAACUCCAAUAAUGUUUGGUGGAUUAAGUUUAAAAUAUUUUAUGCCAAAUACAUUUAAAGCCAUUAUUGGAAAAUAUGAUAAUGUAGAAAAAGAAAAUUUACCACAAUUAUAUGAACAAAGACAAGAAUUAACUAAAAAUUUAAAACAAUUGAAAAAUGAUAUGGAUCAAGGAUUAGAAAAUGCUCAAGUGGGGGUUUAUCAAGCAGUUCAUGAUUUUAGAAAAUUGGUAAAAGAAAAAUGGGAAUAA